Cuculus canorus (common cuckoo) is the source of this 3418-nucleotide messenger RNA. It is a transcript of the gene CFAP221, whose product is annotated as cilia and flagella associated protein 221. The transcript has 24 exons. Gene Ontology annotation, cellular component: cilium. Gene Ontology annotation, biological process: cilium assembly; cilium movement. The coding region runs from base 239 to 2800 and encodes 853 amino acids. NCBI's taxonomy places the organism in Eukaryota, Metazoa, Chordata, Aves, Cuculiformes, Cuculidae. The record is from RefSeq and is a predicted model, not a curated record.
GGGAAGGAAGCGUACUAGGGGAAAAAAAUAAGUGUAUUUUUUUCUUCUUUUCGCAGUCAGCCCCCACUGAACCGCAGCGAUGUCCCCGCACCGCCCCUGCGGGAAUGCUCCCCCCCCUCCGAGUCGCGAGUGGUGCCGCCCGGUCAGGCCGCCGCGUUGCCCGGCAACCGGCACAGCCGCCGCGGCGUUGAGGUACUGAGGAAUUUUAGUACCAUUCUGACUCCAUUUCUUUCCUAACAUGGACAUGGUUCAAUCAGCGUCCACAGAAGUCACGAUCAAUAAUGAAUCCUUCAAGAAAAUACCCAGUGUCCUUCUGGACAGCCUAGUGGAGGAACCUAAAAAAAGCCAUUAUGUCCCUCAUCACUUGCUGGAAUCAAAGAUUUAUUCAGAACAUCAGAGGAGCAAGGUUAUACAGGCUGAGCCUGCUGUGUUACACUAUGGAGGAUAUGAGAUUGGAAAACAUCACCAACAGACACUAAAGCUGAUAAAUAUUUCUGGUGAUGUAGCAAACCUUCACAUAAUACCACCCCAGACAAAAUAUUUUCAGAUCAAAUACAACAAAACACACCGGCUUGUCCCUGGCUUAUCAUAUACGGUUAGUGUCGAUUUCUGUCCUGAUGAGUGGCGAUAUUACUAUGACUGCGUUCGAAUUCACUGCCAGGGAGAAGAUACAUUAGUUGUACCUUUACAUGCUUACCCUGCUGUGAAUGUUGUGGAAUUUCCAUCAUUUAUAAAUCUGCCCGAUGUACCAGUUGGUAAGAGUAAGGAAUAUGUUAUCCUGUUGCAGUGCAGCUGUCCGAUAGAUUUUGAAUUCCACAUUGAUUUUAUUCAGCCUCACAGAGCAUUCACUGUCCAGCCAACAUCUGGAAUAAUUCCAGGCAACGGGAAAGUGGAAGUCACUGUGAAAUAUUCCCCAACUGAGUAUGGAACAGCACGAAUGACAAUGCAGUUACGGAUUUUACAGUUUCACUCAAAACCCUACAUGUGUGUGUUCACUGGAACAUCAACACCACGUCUGGGUCUCAUAAAAGAACAUUUUGACAAACAACGAAGUCAUUCAGAGAAAAAAGCUGCAAGAAAAUCCAUGGUGUGGCGAAGAGACCCGUUCAUCCAACCACGACUGAGGCCUAUUCAGAAAGUAAAGGAAAUUGAAUACCAGAACCUCAGAUUCCCCACAGACUUGUCAAAUCCGUAUGCUGUAGCCACUGUUUUGAACCAGGAACCAGGCAAAUUGAAGAUGAAGGACUUGAAAAAAGCCCUUUGCCCAGGCAGUGAAGAGAUAAAAACAAGACAGAUGAAGGAAGCCAUAUUUCAACUAAAAGUUAAACAAAAUAUUCAGGAAGAGGAAGCAAAUCAUCUGAAGUGGCAAAUUCAUAAAGGAAAAGAUCCAAUUUCCGUGGAAUGUAAAAAAGAGAUUAUUGAACACCGACAAAGAGAAGAAGAGCAAUACAAGAUCCAAAGAGGAGAUCCUAUCAUAGAACAGGAGUUUCAAAGGAAUGAACUAGAAGUUUCUUUCAGACGUGUUAUCCGGCCUGUUGACCAGCAUCCAAGCGUCCAUCCCACGUUUGACUUGUUCUGUAAUGACCCCUGGGACAACAGAAACAGGAUGUUGAGGCAAUUCCAACAAGCAGCAUACAAGAUUGUGAUGCAGAUUCGGCUAAAUCGUUUGCUGCUUCUGUUGCGUGGGCUAACCAGAGAAGCCAGGGGUCUGGAGAAAGGCUCUGUGUCUGAAAAUAGGACUUUCAGCAAAACAGAGGAGAAUGAAGAAUAUAAGGGCAUUUCUGGCAGGAUAUCUGAAGAUCGUUUAUUGCCUUUUGAAUUCCCCUUUUGCAGUUCCCAUGAAUUGCACCGUGAUUUGGCACCUGAUGCUCUUGGCCUAGUUCCUAUCGAAUCUGUAGAUGUGAAAGUCAGACACAUUCUUCCUUUUUAUGACUUGAAGGUUCCUCAGCAUUUCAGCAUUAUGAAGUACAAGCCAUUUUGUACGCACCAUGCAGCCACAAGUUACAAACCUCGAAAACUUUCCCGACCACUGCGUCAGGGAGCCCAGGAUGAGUUGAUUCAAGUAAUUGCUUCUCCUGUGGGGCAACUUAACCUGGCCUCCCAGAGGAUGGAUUUUCACAAAACAUCCCCCGAAGAAGUAGCAGAAAGAGAUAUCAGCCUUUUAAAACUGGUUCCUCCCCAAGCUUUAGUCUACCCUACAGAGAGCAACCCACUUCGCAUUUUUAACCCCACUCCGGGAUUAAUUCCAUUUUUACCUCCUUUGGCCUAUUGUGAAACAAAUAUUGAAUAUCAUCUUUGUCCUCAUCCAAAAUAUACCUUUACCAAGGAAUGCCCCAAAGGAUCCAGUAUUCCAGUCACACAGAAGAAAUUUCUGCAUCAUGAGGAAGUGAUCUGUGGAGUAAUGGAAUGGAGAAGAUUCUUACCAGUGGUUUAUUCCACUUUUUCUAACACUCCCACACGGACAAGUACACUAUCUAGGGAUCCAUAUAGUUUAGAUAUGCUUCCAAGAGAUGUUCCACCAGUGCUGCAUGACUUGCCUGAGAGAGACAGGGAGAACAUAACUGAUCAUGAGACAGACGAAACUGAGUUCGAAAUGCUUCUUACUCCAGAGAUGGUGAGAGCUGAAUUUCCACAGAUUGGAGAGGCACUUUCAGAAGAAGGCAAAGAAAAACCAGCAAAAGAAGAAAGAGACCCAGAUGGACAUUUUCAACUCCAAACCAGUGAGCUCAGAGAGAAGGUUCAAAAACGUGUGGAAGAAAUUAAGCUGAAAGCCCUAAAUAAAACCCUUAUUCUGGGAUAAGAAGAAUUGUACAAAAUCCAUGCCUUGGCACUGCUUAUCCCCUUAAUCCAUGAGGCCUUCUGUGUCCCAGCUACAUGUACUUAUGUUCAGUGAGGUCAGCGACUUCUUAUGCAAAGAGAAGAGAAUCACCGGUAGUGCCACGCCUGUCAAGGACUCUGUGACCCUUGCCUCGAGCACAGUAAUUGCUCCAAUGAGAAUCCUCAGCCACGUACCUGCUCAUUUUGUGCUGGAGUGAAGGGCCAGAAAAGCACAGUACUACCUAUGUAAAUAAUUUGGUAAUUAAUUUACAGUCCACUAUUUUCAAAUAAAAUUUGAAAAAUCCUCAUGACCAAAUUCUUCUGAUUUUGUUUUUUUCAGUUGUGACCUGUCCUUGACUUUUUGCAGGUAAAUCACUAAAUCUCAGACCUGACUGUAAACGACACACUUGAAAUAUUUAAUGAAAGUGAAGACUUGAACAUAGUUACUGUCCACAAAGAGAAAGUCCAAGCAGAUCACAUUGGCUGUUCAGGGGGUUAAUUCAAUGCACAGCUCUCUUGGCAAAAGAGUGGAUUGAGUCGAUGAGUUCCAGAGCUUUGUAAGAGAUGUGUAAUGCUGGGGGUGUAUUCCCUAGGAAAGGAG